Trichophyton benhamiae CBS 112371 is the source of this 165-nucleotide messenger RNA. RefSeq lists its product as uncharacterized. Lineage: Eukaryota; Fungi; Ascomycota; Eurotiomycetes; Onygenales; Arthrodermataceae. The coding region runs from base 1 to 165 and encodes 54 amino acids. The record is from RefSeq and is a predicted model, not a curated record. The transcript is spliced from 2 exons.
AUGAGAGCGGAAACGAAGAAUGAAUCAAAGAAAGAGAAAGAAAGGGAAGAAGAAGAAGAGAGAAAAGGAAAAAAGGAAUGGAACGAGUUUGCCAUCGAAGAUAUACUCAAAAGGUGUCCCUCAAAGAGAGGAAGAAAGGAGAAGAGACGAAAAAAGAACUGGUGA